Messenger RNA from Hemibagrus wyckioides, 6852 nucleotides. RefSeq names its product myosin, heavy chain 14, non-muscle (gene myh14). The transcript has 44 exons. The coding region runs from base 192 to 6386 and encodes 2064 amino acids. The record is from RefSeq and is a predicted model, not a curated record. NCBI's taxonomy places the organism in Eukaryota, Metazoa, Chordata, Actinopteri, Siluriformes, Bagridae. Gene Ontology annotation, cellular component: myosin complex. Gene Ontology annotation, molecular function: cytoskeletal motor activity; ATP binding; actin filament binding.
ACUUCUGUCUCCUUUUUAUUCUCAGUGUGAAUGAGUGAGCGGCUUUCCACCUGAGAGUGCUGUAAUGGGAAAAGCCGCAUUUGCGGUAUUACUUCAUACAAGCUGAAGAGCAAGAAAAAUCAAGAAAACGCUUUACUUGGCCCUUGGCUUCAUAUUCGUCGGUCGGACUUGCAGAUCGGAGGGACAUAGCCAUGGCUAAGUCAGCAGCAAGCAGUGCUAAUGAUGUCACGCGCUUCCUCUCCAUGGAGGCGGGGCCGAGCUCACCCACCUCUGUAUUCUCUGCCUCCAGCCAAGCUGAUUGGGCGGCCAAGAGGCUUGUCUGGGUUCCAUCUGAGAAACAUGGGUUUGAGUCUGCGAGUGUGCGCGAGGAGCGAGGCGAUGAGGUGGAGGUGGAGCUUACAGAUAGUGGCCGAAAGUUGACAUUAUUGCGGGAGGAGCUUCAACGGAUGAACCCACCUCGCUUCAGUAAAGUGGAGGACAUGGCUGACCUCACCUGCCUUAAUGAGGCAUCUGUCCUACACAACCUGAGAGAACGCUAUUACUCAGGACUCAUCUAUACAUACUCAGGCCUCUUUUGUGUGGUCAUAAACCCGUACAAGAAUCUGCCCAUCUACACAGAGUCAAUUGUAGAGAUGUAUCGUGGGAAAAAACGUCACGAGAUGCCACCACACAUUUAUGCCAUAUCAGAGGCAGCGUACAGGAGCAUGCUGCAAGACAGAGAAGAUCAGUCCAUUCUUUGCACAGGGGAGUCUGGAGCAGGGAAGACAGAGAAUACUAAGAAGGUGAUUCAGUACCUGGCACACGUGGCAUCCUCUCACAAAAGUGGCACUCUUGGCCGCAGCAAGGACAGCACUCUGCAGAUGGACGGGACACGUUCUCUGGGCCGUGGCAGUAGUACUGUAAACAGGGGGGAGCUAGAGAGACAGCUACUGCAGGCCAACCCUAUUCUAGAGGCCUUUGGCAAUGCCAAGACAGUCAAAAAUGACAAUUCUUCCAGAUUUGGUAAAUUUAUCCGUAUUAAUUUUGACGUGGCUGGAUACAUAGUUGGUGCCAACAUUGAGACUUACCUCUUGGAGAAGUCUCGAGCCAUCCGGCAGGCCAAAGAUGAGAGAACCUUCCACAUAUUCUACCAGCUACUCUGUGGAGCCUCAGAGGCCAUGAGAACCGAGCUGCUCCUUGGCAGUGCAGAUCAGUACCGCUUUCUGUGUGGAGGUUCAGUUCCUGUUCCAGGUCAGAGUGACUCUGAGAACUUCACUCAGACAAUGGACUCCAUGAGCAUCAUGGGAUUUACACAAGAGGAGUGCACAUCCAUAUUGAAGGUGAUCUCUUCCGUGCUACAGUUUGGUAACAUCACCUUUCAGAAGGAGAAGAACUCAGACCAAGCAUCUAUGCCUGAUGAUACAGCUGCACAGAAACUGUGUCACCUGCUGGGCAUCAGCGUGCUGGAGUUCAGUCGAGCAAUCCUCACUCCCCGCAUCAAAGUGAGCCGCGAAUAUGUGCAGAAGGCCCAGACCAAGGAGCAGGCAGACUUUGCGGUGGAGGCUCUGGCGAAGGCCACCUAUGAGCGUCUGUUCCGCUGGUUAGUGCACCGCAUCAAUCGAGCUCUGGACCGCAGACAGAGACAAGGGGCCUCCUUCAUCGGCAUCCUGGACAUUGCUGGGUUUGAGAUCUUUCAGCUGAACUCCUUUGAGCAGUUGUGCAUAAACUACACCAACGAAAAGCUGCAGCAGCUUUUUAACCACACCAUGUUUGUACUGGAGCAAGAGGAGUACCAGCGUGAAGGCAUCGAGUGGAACUUCAUCGACUUUGGGCUCGACCUGCAGCCUUGCAUUGACCUUAUUGAGAGACCGGCCCAUCCACCUGGCGUGUUAGCACUGUUGGAUGAAGAAUGUUGGUUUCCACGGGCAACAGAUCGGUCGUUUGUGGAUAAACUGUCAGCUGAGCAAGGCUCACAUCCCAAGUUCUUCAGGCCACGGCAGCUCCGUGAAGAGGCAGAUUUCUCUAUAAUCCACUAUGCUGGCAAGGUGAACUACAAGUCUGAUGAGUGGUUAGUGAAGAACAUGGAUCCUCUAAAUGAUAACGUAGCAUCUCUUCUACAUCAGUCAUCUGAUCACUUCAUAUCCGAGCUCUGGAGAGAGGAUAUUCAGACACUUCCCCGUGUCUACUUUUUUGACUCCUAUGCUUCCCUGCAGACCAAUGGCUCUGAAAGCAUGGACAGGAUUGUGGGAUUGGACCAAGUAGCAUCUGGAGGUCUGUCAGAGAGCAGUGGGCCGGUGACGUUUGGAGCAGCUGGGCUGAAGACGAAGAAGGGAAUGUUCCGGACUGUGGGACAACUGUACAAAGAGUCACUGACCAAACUAAUGGCCACACUGCGCAAUACCAACCCCAACUUCCUGCGCUGCAUCAUCCCCAACCAUGAGAAGAGGGCAGGGAAGCUGACCCCGCAUCUGGUCUUGGAUCAGCUUAGAUGUAAUGGAGUACUGGAGGGGAUCAGAAUUUGCAGACAAGGCUUCCCUAACCGGAUCCCCUUCCAGGAGUUCAGACAAAGGUAUGAGAUUCUGACUCCCAAUGCUAUACCUCGUACCUUCAUGGAUGGAAAGCAGGCCUGUGAGCUUAUGAUCAGGGCUCUGGAGCUGGAUGGGAAUUUAUUUCGGGUGGGGCAGAGUAAAGUGUUUUUCCGUGCUGGAGUGCUGGCACAUCUGGAGGAGGAGCGAGAUCUGAAAAUUACUGAUACCAUCAUCCGAUUCCAAAGUGCUGCACGUGGAUACCUUGCUAGAAGAGCUUUCCAGAAGAAGCAACAGCAGCUAAGUGCAUUGCGAGUGAUGCAGAGAAACUGUGCUGCUUACCUGAAGCUACGCAACUGGCAAUGGUGGAGGCUCUUCACAAAGGUGAAGCCGCUGCUGCAGGUGACCCGUCAGGACGAGGAAAUUCAGGCUCGAGAGGCACAGCUUCAGAAAGCCAAAGAUAACCUGAGCAAAGUGGAGCAUGACUAUGUAGAACUGGAGAGGAAACACCAGCAGCUGUUGGAAGAGAAGUCCGUCCUCACAGACCAGCUUCAGGCAGAGGCCGAGUUAUUCGCCGAGGCCGAGGAGAUGAGAGCACGGCUGGCCAGUCGUAAGCAGGAGCUGGAGGAGGUUCUGGGGGAACUUGAGGGACGACUGGAGGAAGAGGAAGAGAGGGGUGCACAGCUAGCCAACGAGAAGAAACGAAUGCAGCAGCAUGUACAGGACUUAGAGGAGCAGCUGGAAGAGGAAGAAGGGGCGAGGCAGCGGCUCCUUCUGGAAAAAGUUACUCUAGAAACCAAAGUAAAAAGUCUGGAGAAUGAGAUCAUGACUGCAGGAGAGCAGAGAGAUCGACUGAGCAAGGAGAAAAAACAGUUGGAGGAACGGCUGAAUGAAGUAGCUGACCAGCUGACUGAGGAGGAGGAGAAAGUGAAAAGUCUCAACAAGCUCAAGAACAAACAGGAAGCUGUUAUCGCUGACCUGGAAGAGCGCCUGAAGCGGGAAGAGCAGGGCCGUCUAGAGCAGGAGAAAUGGAGGAGGCGCAUGGAGGGUGAGGCAGCUGAAGCCCAGGAGCAGCUCUCUGAAAUGGGCCUGCUUGUUACAGAGCUCAGAGGCAGCUUGGCCAAUAGAGAGAAAGAGAUAACUACACUACAGACACGGUUGGAGGAGGAGGGUGCUCGACGUGCUGAAGCACAGCGGGCUCUGAGGGAGGCCAUGUCUCAAGUGUCUGAGCUGAAGGAAGAGGUAGAGAACGAACGAGGGAUGAGAGAGAGGGCCGAGAAACAGAGGCGGGACCUUGGCGAGGAGUUAGAGGCUCUAAGGACAGAACUAGAAGACACAUUGGACACCACUGCUGCCCAGCAAGAGCUCAGGUCUCGGCGUGAGGCUGAGUUGGGAGAACUCCAGAGGAUGGUUGAGGAGGACACACGGCGUCAUGAAGCCCAGCUGUCAGAGAUGCGAGUCAAACACAGUGCGGCCAUCGACAGCCUGCAGGAGCAGCUGGAUAACGCCAAGAGAUCGCGUCAGUCUCUGGAGAAGGCGAAGGCUGUUCUGGAAGAGGAGCGCGGGAACCUGACAGCCGAGCUAAAGACCUUGCAGGGGGGCAAGAUGGAGAGCGAGAGAGCAAGGAAGAGAGCUGAGGGCCAGCUGCAAGAACUCACAGCUCGCCUGGCUCAGGCUGAGAGAGAGAGAGAGGAGAGGGAGGACAGGCUCCACAAACUUCAGUUGGAGAUAGACUCCUUGUCCAGCUCUCUUUCUGCAUCUGACUCCAAAUCCCAUCGCUUGAGCAAAGAGGUCAGCAGUCUGGAGAGUCAACUACAUGAUGCUCAGGAGCUGCUGCAAGAUGAAACGCGGCAGAAGCUGGCACUCGGAUCCCGUGUGCGAGCUCUGGAGGAUGAAAAAGCAGUUCUGACAGAGAGGGUGGAGGAGGAGGAAGGAAAAACCAGAGAACUCACACGCCAGAUCCAAAGUUAUAUUCAGCAGCUCGCUGAGCUGAAGAGGCAGUCAGAAGAAGUGAAUGCAGCGGUGGAAGCAGGAGAGGAGAGCAGGAGAAAACUACAGAGGGAGCUAGAGAGCGCCAUGCAAAGAGAGAGAGCCAAAGAAGAGGAGCGGGAGCGAGUGGAGCGCCAGAAGGAGCGCUUGAGAGAGGAAAUAGAAGACAUGACCAUCGCCUUGCAGAGGGAAAGACAGAACUGCACUGCUCUGGAGAAGAGACAAAAGAAAUUUGAUCAGUGUUUAGCGGAGGAGAAGGCAGUGAGUGCACGACUGGCCGAAGAGCGAGAUCGAGCAGAGGCUGAGAGCCGGGAGAAAGAGACUCGUUUCCUGGCUCUAUCUCGAGCUUUACAGGAAGCAUCAGAGCAGCGUGAUGAGCUUGAAAGAACUAAUAAGCAGCUUCGCCUUGACAUGGAGCAGCUCGUCAAUGCCCAAGAUGAUGUGGGCAAGAACGUGCAUGAACUGGAGCGUUCUCGGCAUGCUCUAGAGGUAGAGUCACAGUCACUGAAAGAGCAGACACAAGAGCUUGAAGAGGAGCUGGCUGAGGCAGAGAACUCGCGUCUCCGGCUAGAGGUUACACUGCAGGCUCUCCGAGCCCAGUUUGAGCGCGAGAUCAGUGCCAAAGAAGAGAAAGGAGAGGAGAAGAGGCGGGCCCUUAACAAACAGGUGCGUGAGUUAGAAACUCUGCUAGAAGAAGAGAAGAGUCAGAGAGCUCAAGCACUGUCCAUCAAGAAGCAGAUGGAAGCAGAGCUCCAAGAGGCUGAGGCUCAGGUGGAGGCAGCCACUCGGGGCAGAGAAGAGGCUCUUAGGCAGCUAAAACGGCUCCAGACUCAAAUGAAGGAGGUGUUGCGAGAGUUGGAUGAGACCAAGAUAGCACGAGAUGAAAUUAUAGUCCAAUCAAAAGACAGCGAGAAGCGCCUGCAGACUCUAGAGGCGGAGCUCCUGCAGCUGACAGAGGAGCUGUCUGUGUCUGAGAGGUUGAGGAGGCAGGCUCAGCAGGAGCGAGAUGAGCUGUCUGAAGAGAUUCUCAACACCACCAGUGGGAAGACGGCUCUGUGUGAUGAAAAGAGACGUCUGGAGAUGAGGAUCAGCCAGCUGGAGGAAGAUUUGGAAGAGGAGCAGAGCAAUGCUGAGAUCAUGGCUGAGAGGCACAGGAAGACCACGCUACAGGUGGAGACUCUGACAGUGCAGCUGGCGGGGGAGAGGACGCUGGUGCAGAAGAGCGAUGGGGCACGAGAGAGUCUUGAGAGGCAGAAUAAGGAGUUGAAGACCAGGUUGACUGAGCUGGAAGGAGCUGUGAGGGGCAAACACCGCCUCAGUGUUGCUGCUCUGGAGUCGAAAAUUGAAAGCAUGGAGGAACAGCUGGAACAGGAAAGACAGGAGCGUGCAUUGGCCAACAAGCUGGUGAGGAAAACAGAGAAGAAACUAAAGGAAGUGGUUAUGCAGGUAGAGGACGAGAGGAGGCACGCAGACCAAUACAGAGAGCAGCUGGACAAGUCAAUGGGGCGUCUGCGGCAGCUGAAGAGGCAGCUGGAAGAGGUGGAGGAAGAGAAUUCACGCACAAACGCCCAGCGCAGAAAACUACAACGAGAGCUAGAGGAAAUGGGAGACAGCAUGCAGAGCAUGUCACGAGAACUCAACACACUGCGCUCCCAACUCAGCAGCACAGAACAACCCAAAGGCACCAAACGUGCUCCACUCCCUCUUUCUGUACGUGGAGGUCGGAGAGCUCUGGUGGAUGAUCUGUCUCAGGAGAACUCUGAUUCUGAAGAACCUCCUGCAUCCCCAACGCCCUCUAGUGGCCUUCCAGGAACCCCUGUGCCCUCUGAUAGUGCCCUGGGUCCACCUCCCCCAUACAGCCUCGCAGAUGUGAGUGAGCAGAGGGAGGAAUGAUGGGAAGGUGAACGAUAGAAGGAAUAGACAAACAGACUGAGCUAUAACAAAGGACACAGCGCACACUGUAUUGACUAUACCUCUGCAGCCAAGGCGGAAGUUAUUAUAUUGAAGACGCACAUGAGCGUUCACAGAGGAAAUAAUACUAGUACUACUGAAAUCAGUCAUGAUGCUGACAUUGAACAAGUGGAAAUCCAGCUACUUUUCCUAACAUUUAAAGGAAAAAUAGCAUUAAAGUAUAUCAGAGAAGCCACAUAACAGUGCAAUGUAUAUCAGGCUUAAUGUGGCAAAUCUCAUGAUUCAGAGGCCUCAGAUGAGUUUCUUGUGAAAUGCGUGAGUUCAGAUAGCUGCACAAACCCUAUGCGCUUUUUGAGUCAGCCAUAAGCCUUGUAUUUAAGGGCAAUUUACAUGUUUAUGAUGGCAAUCAAAAAAGGCAAGUAGACAUACUUCAAAUGCAGAACCAUGA